CCCAAGCAGCAGCAGCAGGAGCCUAGUUUCGAAGCUCCUGCUGGUUCAGGUGGACUCGCCUUCCCGUUGCCAGACGCUGGCUGUUGAAGCCUCCUAGCGUCUUAGCGCGCGCACUUCAUAAACUCGGCGGACGCUGGUCUAUCCAGUGCGCACUGUGUACGGUAGCAAUGCGGUCUAGGAUGACACGGAGCUUUCGCUCGUGCUCGAGCUUUCGCGGGCCUUUUGCUAACGUGCUUCCGCUCGUCACGCUCUUGGUGGCGGCGCUGCUGAGCCACUUCGGAGGAUUGGUUCCAGUCGCGAAAGGCCAAACCAUCGCCCAAUCUCAAGUGCCCGGAUUACUGGACUGUCAGGCGACAUGGGGAGUGACAUUUAACCAGUGGAAGGAGGGGGGUGACUGUAGCCAGGCAGAUGGCAUCACAUGUGACAACAACGGAAUGGUUACCAGCAUGGUUCUUGACAACACGGGUCUGUCCGGCUUGUUACCAGCAUCUAUGGGGUCAUUCAUCAACCUCUCCUACCU
Messenger RNA from Closterium sp. NIES-67, 520 nucleotides. Lineage: Eukaryota; Viridiplantae; Streptophyta; Zygnematophyceae; Desmidiales; Closteriaceae. The record is from the annotation of a GenBank genome assembly.